UUGGUCAAGGAUAUUCUUUGUAGGUUUCCGUCUAAGGGUCCACUUUUCAACAGUAAUGUCGUCAUCUUAGGAGAUGAUGGAGCCCGAGCCAAGGGCAAAACCAAGGCGUCAACGCUCAGUCUCAUUACUGAUCCAGAUUCAGCUGAAACACAGAGACCUCGCAGGCAACGGAAGAAUAUUCUUCAUUCGAUGAUACAAUUCUUAGAUAAGGGUCAUUCGCAUGAGUUCGACGUGAGCUCUGCUUUUCUUUGCGUCUCUGAAGUGGAUUUGCGAAAAUACGAGCCGGUAUGGAGCUUUUUACCUCCAAUAUUGGAUAAAGAAGUGAAGGCUGCAAGGAGAGAACAGAUAAAGGAUUUUGUUGAAAACGCUUUAAGGAACGGACCAAAAGGUCUUGUGGCAGAGUUCAAAAAAAUUCCCAUGUAUGAGGACUUGACUAAAAUGAACGAGUUUCUCCUUCCGAACAAUCGUGGAAAGAAUCGUUACAGAGACAUCGGCUGUUUUGACGAAAGUCGAGUAAAACUCACCUUAGGAACGAGUUCAUACAUACAUGCCAACUACGUAUCGUCUCCAAGUAAUCCAAGAAGAUUUAUAUGCACGCAGGGCCCCUUGCCGCAAACAUGUGCAGAUUUUUGGUUUAUGGUUGUACAAGAGGAUGUCGAAGUUAUUCUGAUGUUAUGUAAUUUUAUAGAAGCGCUUAAAUUCCCGUUUGAAACAAACGCAAUAGUGGAAGUUACUACACUGGAUGUCUCUCUCCCCGAUUUUCCACUUCGUUCAUGCACUCAUUAUCACUGGGUUGAUUGGCCCGAUCAAGGAGUCCCACAAGCGGAUAUGGCACCGCUUUACCUCCUUUAUGUGCUUGAACAAAUAAGAACACCCAUCGUCAUACACUGCUCAGCAGGUAUAGGAAGAAGUGGCUCAAUGGUAUUGCUUCAAUAUGCGAUGGACGUACUCGGAAGGGGUGAUGUCCUUCGUAUGAUGAAUAUUUAUCUCGAGAAAGUCAGGACUCAGCGGAGUAAUAGUGUUCAGGACGUUGCCGAUCUCGUAGUGUCCCUGGAGAUCGGAAUCAGCAUGUACUACAUAUCGGAAUCAACAUGUACUACAUAUGAGAGCCGUCUGCGUUUGAUCGGCGUGACUUCAUCGGUCGAUCACUAG
Haemonchus placei is the source of this 1152-nucleotide messenger RNA. Lineage: Eukaryota; Metazoa; Nematoda; Chromadorea; Rhabditida; Trichostrongylidae. The record is from the annotation of a GenBank genome assembly.